Psammomys obesus (fat sand rat) is the source of this 1845-nucleotide messenger RNA. RefSeq lists its product as uncharacterized. The record is from RefSeq and is a predicted model, not a curated record. The transcript has 15 exons. Lineage: Eukaryota; Metazoa; Chordata; Mammalia; Rodentia; Muridae. Bases 1 to 1758 code for a protein of 585 amino acids.
AUGGAGCCUGGAAAGGUGGUGAGCACAGGGGCCGCUGUGGGUCAGGCAGCUCUGUGCCCUUCAGGGGCUCAUGCUGUCUCUCCCAUCCCACCUGCCAAACUGAUCGUGGUGGUAGAAGUGGAGCCGGGCCAGGGAUCAGGCUCCACAGAGACCCAUGGCCCCACACUUCUUUUGGAUGGAUCCAAGAGCCUUUGCCUGAGUCAGCCGGGCACUCUGGAGCCCCAGGAACACCGCCUCACCUUUGACACGGUGCUGGGCCCUGGUGCGGCUCAGGAAGCAGAGCAGGAGAUGUUGACGCAAGUCCAACCUAUGCUGGCCUACGUGGCCCAAGGGUACAAUAUAGCCCUGCUACUCCAGGGCCGGGAAACAGAGGCACCCCGCUUUGUGCCUCAGGUCCUGCAGAUGCUGUUUGAGGAAGCUCUGCCUCUCCGCAGCUCUGGUUCUGUGCUUUGUACUCUCAGUUUGGUGCAGAUUAGCUCCAGUGGGCAGACUCGGGACCUGCUCUCCCCAUGUCUGGAGGACCUGCCAGUACUGGAUGUGGCCCCUCUGGGCUUGGUUGUCAAAGAUGCCAGUGAAGUAGAAGUGUCUGAUGCCCAAGCUGCCUCUGAGCUAUACCUAAAGGCUGCUGGGAGUGAAGGCAGAGACUGCCCCCUGCUGCGAGUGCUGGCUGGUGAAGCUGCUGCUGAGGAAGAGGUGGAGGGCUCUCUGCCCUGGAUUGUCUCCUGGCUCCUGGAGGGAAACAGCUACAGUAGCUUACUUCUUCGUCUGGACCCGCAAGGUAGCUCCUUGAGUUUGCUCCAGAAUGCUCUGUUGGGGGCCGCACGAAAGAGGGUGCAGUUGAAAGAGGUGAGGCCCACCCUGUGGAAUGCAGCAGAGGAGAUAAGGGCCCGAAGGGCCACUCUGAAGACACUGCGUUUAGGCCUCCUUGGAGACAACUUGACAGACAGUGGGUUGAACCAACUAGGAAGAGCUGUUUGGGAGCUACAGGUGGUAAAAGCCUGGGCCCCAAGAAGCCAAGUGUCCAAAGGGGCUAGAGCUGAGUCUAUGGGGCUCCCUGAACCACAGGUUGAAGGCAAGCCACUGAACUACUGUAAGCUGGGAAGACACUCUGCUCAAUCAUCAGAGGCAGAAAUAAGAGGAUUUCUAGGGUCUGGGCUCCACCAAAAGCAUCCUCUCAGGAGCUCCAAGGAACAGGUCCUUCAGGCCCCAGAUGUGGCCCUGCAGUUCUUUCUGGCCCAGGGCCGGAGGCAGAGACUUCGAGAGGAACACAGGAUUCGGCUCCAGAAAGAGCUGAAACGUUUGGAAUACCAGGAGAAAGUGGCCUGUAAAGAGAUCAAAGGGAUGGUGGCAGAAGAGGCUUGUGAGGAGAAAGAGACACAGCAGAAGGAGCAGAUGGUGCUAAAACUUCAGGUGGAAGCCCUGCAGGCAGAAAGGGACAUGGCAGAGCAAGAUCUGGUGGCCCUCUAUGACUUGUAUGUACAGGCGACCCGAGCUCGGACAUGCCACUUGCUGCAGGUAUUCCAAGCCUGGCAGGGGCUGUGGGAGGAGAAGGCUGUGGCUACAGAACAUCAUCACCGAAGUCUGCUGGCUGCUGUCCUCCAAGACACCAUUGAUCUGGCCUUAAAGAACCAGGAACUCCAGGCCCAGAAUCAGCAGCUUGAGCAGAGUGCAGGCAGGGCCAGCCAUGCUGAAGUCCUGCCCAGAGAGAAACCUGGUCAGGAACACUUUGGGGCUACUUUCCCUUGUCCUCCUCCAUGAGGGCCCCAGAAGGGAGAAGGUGGGGCAUACCAACCAAGAUGGCUCUCAUUACAGCUAAUUACUACCACCCCUAACCAUGUCGCCUUG